Ahaetulla prasina is the source of this 1847-nucleotide messenger RNA. RefSeq names its product shiftless antiviral inhibitor of ribosomal frameshifting (gene SHFL). Lineage: Eukaryota; Metazoa; Chordata; Lepidosauria; Squamata; Colubridae. Bases 130 to 1053 code for a protein of 307 amino acids. Gene Ontology annotation, molecular function: ribosome binding; sequence-specific mRNA binding. The transcript is spliced from 9 exons. The record is from RefSeq and is a predicted model, not a curated record. Gene Ontology annotation, biological process: innate immune response; viral translational frameshifting.
GCAGCGGCAGUCUGAGUUGGGCUGGGCUGGACUUGGCCUGGAGGGCUUCCUGUGCCGCCCUCCGUUGCCCAAGUAGGACGGAGCACCGACUUCCAGCUGGAGAAGGAACUGGCCCUCGCCUUCAGCACCAUGUACCGGAGGGAGAGGCAGGAUGAGAUUGAGCUAGAAAAAAGUGUCCGCCGACUACGGGAAAAAUUCUAUGGAAAAGUGAGCAUCACAGAUGCUGUGAUUCUGAUGCGGACAUUCUGCAACAAUCAUGACCAAGUCUGCAAGUACAUCACCCUUGAUAUAAAAGAAACAGAAGAUGUAGAGCCAGAAGAUGGAGAGAAGCUCAGUGGUGAUCCGAUAGCAUUGAAAGUAGUGAAUAAACUGAAGGAAGAAGAGGAGCAGAAUAAAAAGGACGCAAGGGGCAAGGAUGAUAAGAAAAUUAAGGAGGUUGCUAAACAGCUGAUGCCCUUGACAAAGGAGAACUUACAGAUGUUCAAUAAUGCCGAAAACAAUCGCAUCCCUCCAGUUAUUCGCCAGUUUUCCUGCCAGCCCUGUGACCAUAUGUGGUGGCGUCAGGUCCCAGAGAGAAAACAGGUGUCGCGUUGCCGCCGAUGUGGGACCCGCUAUGAUCCAGUGCCAUACGAUAAAAUGUGGGGCACAGCAGAGUUUAAAUGUUUAUCAUGUGGCCAUACUUUCAGGGGAUCAGCUCAGAUGGGGACACCAUCUCCUUGCUUCCAGUGCCAUACACCUGUACUCCCAAGCCGUAUCCUCCCACCGCGAAAGUUCCCAGGACCCCGAGGCAGACAGCAGCAUUCUUGCUUUGCAGAAGAUUGCUACAACCGAUCAGAGCCUCAUAUUCCUGGAACCUAUUGUGUUCAUCCACGAAGCCGGAUGAAGAAUCACUUGCCAAAAGUCAUUUGUCCCAGCGAAGUGCACGAUAGCACUGGUUCCACAGUAGCCACUUGCAUAAGCCAAGGUAGCUUGGCAUGUUCGGACAUCGAUGACCUCAUCUUAGAGGAUCUGAUAGAACAGGAUGAGGAGAACGAUAGCGAGGGCAGCAAUUAGCCAUCUGUAGGCUUGAGAUGCCAACCAUCUUGCGAGAGAUGGACAGAAGGUUGCAAAUUAGGGAAAGUGGCAUUUGUAUGAAAUCUUAUUUUACAUUCCUCUGAAGUCUGUGCCUGUCUGUUCUAAUCAUGAAAAGCAAUUUGCUUCAAGUCCAAUCUGACACUAUGACAAAGAUAUGACAGGAGCUGGGGAAGCUUUGUCAUCACCAUGAAGCUCAUAGACCUGCACUUUAUGCGACCAAAAUAUUAAAGAUCAUGGAAUGGGAGGAUCCCUGUGGCAAGCAAUAAGCCAAUAGAUGAAAAGAAUAAUUCUCAUUGUGAUAUAUUUUAAUUCUUGAAAUAUAAAACCAAAAGACCAAAUAUUUUUCUUAAUUAAAAAGGGCAAGCAACUACCCUCCAAAGUACUUGCAUAAUAAUAGUAAUGCUAUUGAAGUAUUAGUUAUAUCAUAUAUAAAUCAUUUUUAUCUGUAUAUAUUAGAGCAGGACUAUCAAACUCACGGCCCGCGGGCCAGAUGCGUCAUGUACUGGCCAUGCCCACGCCCAGUUUAGUGAAGGGGGGAAAAGUGCCGAUACAUCACGUGACAACGUGAGAAUUAUCCUUUUUUAAAGGUAUCGGGUGGGGGGGGAGAAGCUAAUAUACAACACCUUACAAUUGAGAGCAUAUUUCCUGAUUUUAAAAUGGAAAGCGUUAGUAUGUCUCCUCUGUGCAGAUUUUUUUAAAUCAGUGAUGAAUGCACAUAACAAAUUGCAAUGUAUCUUUUGUUGCCCCGGUAUAUUAAAAUUCAAAUUAAAAUA